Messenger RNA from Pteropus alecto (black flying fox), 1773 nucleotides. RefSeq names its product intraflagellar transport 52 (gene IFT52). NCBI's taxonomy places the organism in Eukaryota, Metazoa, Chordata, Mammalia, Chiroptera, Pteropodidae. Gene Ontology annotation, cellular component: centriole; cilium; intraciliary transport particle B. Gene Ontology annotation, biological process: intraciliary transport; cilium assembly. The record is from RefSeq and is a predicted model, not a curated record. The coding region runs from base 188 to 1528 and encodes 446 amino acids. The transcript has 14 exons.
CCUCCCCCUUUCCCCUUCGCCACAGAUGCUCUGGGAGAACUGGAGUCUUCGGUUCUGUGGUCAAUACGUUGCUCCGGCGGGAAAUACACGCCCCGGUCUACGCCUUCCCUGCGCGCCGCUCGGCCUCCGCCGUUGCUAAGCGGCCUUGGAUACCUGGUCGCGGGAUGCUGGGUGGUGUCAGGUGAAGAUGGUGGUCAUUGGGCCUCAGGUAACUAUGGAGAAGGAGCUUCGGAGCACCAUCCUUUUUAAUACAUACAAAAAGGAAGUAUUUACCACCAACAAUGGCUAUAAAUCCAUGCAGAAGAGACUUCGGAGCAAUUGGAAGAUUCAGAGCUUAAAAGAUGAAAUCACAUCUGAGAAGUUAAUUGGGGUGAAACUGUGGAUUACAGCUGGGCCGAGGGAAAAAUUUACUGCAGCUGAGUUUGAAGUCCUGAAGAAAUACCUCGACGGCGGUGGAGAUAUCCUUGUGAUGCUAGGAGAGGGUGGGGAAUCCAGAUUUGACACCAAUAUUAAUUUUCUCCUAGAAGAAUAUGGAAUCAUGGUUAAUAAUGAUGCAGUGGUUAGAAAUGUAUAUUAUAAGUAUUUCCAUCCUAAAGAAGCUCUGGUUUCCAAUGGAGUCUUAAACAGAGAAAUUAGUCGAGCUGCAGGGAAGGCCGUGCCUGGAAUCAUUGAUGAGGAGAGCAGUGGAAACAAUGCCCAGGCUCUCACCUUUGUCUAUCCUUUUGGUGCCACCUUGAGUGUCAUGAAACCAGCAGUGGCUGUUCUGUCCACAGGCUCUGUCUGUUUCCCGCUUAACAGACCCAUUCUGGCUUUCUAUCACUCAAAGAACCAAGGUGGGAAGCUGGCAGUGCUUGGCUCGUGUCACAUGUUCAGUGACCAGUAUUUGGAUAAAGAAGAAAACAGCAAAAUCAUGGAUGUUGUUUUCCAGUGGCUCACAACAGAAGACAUCCACCUAAACCAGAUUGAUGCCGAGGACCCAGAGAUUUCGGACUACAUGAUGCUGCCCGACACAGCCACCCUGUCAGAGCGGCUUCGAGUGUGUCUCCAGGAGGGCGAUGAGAACCCGCGGGACUUUACCACCCUCUUCGACCUGUCCAUUUACCAGCUGGAUACCACCUCCCUCCCCAAGGUCAUCAAGGCUCACGAACAGCUAAAUGUGAAACAUGAACCUCUCCAGCUCAUCCAACCUCAGUUUGAGACGCCGCUGCCAGCCCUUCAGCCAGCGGUUUUCCCUCCCAGUUUCAGGGAACUGCCACCUCCUCCACUGGAGCUGUUUGACUUAGAUGAGACCUUCUCCUCUGAGAAGGCACGGCUUGCUCAGAUUACCAAUAAGUGUACUGAAGAAGACCUGGAAUUCUAUGUCAGAAAGUGUGGUGACAUUCUUGGAGUAACGAAUAAACUACCAAAGGACCAACAAGACGCCAAACAUAUCCUUGAGCACAUCUUCUUCCAAGUGGUGGAAUUCAAGAAAUUGAACCAGGAACAUGACAUUGAUACAAGUGAAACUGCAUUCCAGAACAAUUUCUGAGGAACGUGCUUCCUGAAGUAUUUUCUGCCUCCUGAUUCUCUUUGUAAACUAGUUUUCAAUUGUUCCUGAACUCCUUUAUCAAAAUUGUCUGUACGCUCUUCUAUGAGCUGUGGGAAGGUUUUUUUAUAUCUUCUGUAGGGCCCAGAUAGGUUUAACAUUUCUAACUUAGAGGAUCCUUAUGUAAGAUGUGUUCCAUUUUUUUAAAAUUAAAUCUAAUUGAAUCUGUAUUUUUAUAAUUUAUGAAA